Molecule: messenger RNA, 2020 nt
Organism: Eupeodes corollae
Lineage: Eukaryota; Metazoa; Arthropoda; Insecta; Diptera; Syrphidae
Gene: SmydA-1
Product: SET domain-containing protein SmydA-8
Exons: 6
Coding region: 383-1945 (520 amino acids)
Molecular function (GO): protein binding
Source: RefSeq, a predicted model, not a curated record
AAAAUCAUCAAACUAUUCGAAGUUUAAUAGAUGUUUUUAAUUCGCUUUUUUAUUAUAGUGCAGUACAACCUGCAUUUAGCACUGUCCAUAAAUACAAACUUUUUUUUAAAAACCUGAAACAAUUCUAAACACAAAGGCUCUCAUGGUCUUAAAAUAGUUUUGGAAAAAAUUAAAACGAAUAUACGAUACAUACAUAUAGGUAUGAGCACAUCACAAUCUUCAGGUUUUGUAGAGUUCAUUUAAAAUAGAGUAUUUUAGAAACUUCAGUGAAUAGGAACAUAUUUUUCAGCGGUGUUUUAGAUAUAAAUAGAUUUUUACUUUUGAUUACAAUUGAUUUUGAAAAUCUUGAAUAUAGAAAAAUAAUAAAAUAAAAUAAUCAAAAAUGAGCGAUUUAAAAAACGGAUUGUGUAAAAUUUGUUCUAAGGAAACCAAAUCAAAAUGUUCGAACUGUAACCAAGUGUUUUAUUGUUCAGGGGAACAUCAGAAAAGUGAUUGGAAAGUGCACAAACGAAUGUGUUAUCCAUUUAAGAUUGAACAAAGUGAAAAAUUGGGACGACAUCUUGUGACAACAAGAAAAAUCAAACCAUCUGAAAUAAUUCUAAAAGAGUCUCCCAUAACUAGGGGUCCUUCGCAAGUUACCGGGCCCGUUUGUCUAGGCUGCCUGGAUGGUAUUGAUGAGCAGGAUUAUGUCACCUGUCAACAAUGUGGAUGGCCACUUUGUUCAAAGGAAUGUGAAUCAAGCCUUGAGCAUAGGGAAGAAUGUAAACUUACUCAAAAUAGACAACAAAAAAAGGCUGUUAUUCAUGAGUUUACUACGCCACAUCCAAUGUACCAAUGCAUUGCAACACUUAGGGCACUAUUGCUUAAGAAAAGUGAUAAGGAAAAGUUUGAAAAACUCAUCAAACUUGAAUCUCACGAUGACAUACGUAGAGGAUCACCUCAAUGGAAAAGUGAUUUGGAGAGUAUAGGAAAAUUUAUUCCAAGAUUUUUCCAAACUCAAGAAUAUACUGAAGAUGAAAUCAUGAAAGUAGCAGGAAUCCUUCAAAUAAAUGGUCAUGAAGUUCCAACUUCUGAUCCACCUCACGUAGCGGUUUUUGAUGUAGCAUCUAUGCUAGAGCAUUCGUGUACUCCUAAUUUGGCAAAAAGUUUCACCAAGAACGGAGACGUCAUGCUGUGGGCUCCACGUGAAAUUCCAAAGAAUGCAAAUCUUAGCAUUUGCUAUUCAGAUGCUCUCUGGGGAACAGCUGAUCGGCAGAAACACUUGAUGCACACAAAAUUAUUCAAAUGUGAAUGCAAUCGAUGCCAGGACGUUACGGAAUUCCAAACAUAUUAUAGUGCAAUGAAAUGCAAGGACAAAAAUUGUUCGGGUUUCGUUCUUCCAAUCGACUUAAAGAACUGGGAUGAGAAUUGGAAAUGCACCACCUGUCAAAGUGACGUAGAUAAGUUUUUUGUAAGAGAUAUUUUGGAGAAAGCAGGAGCAGAUUUGGCUGCAAUGGAAAAAACUGUUGCGAAUUGCAAAAAAUACAUUGAACAUUAUCAGAAAUGGCUACCACGGAAGCACUAUUAUAUUAGUGAAGUUAAGAUUCAGUUGGUGCAGAAGUUAGGUGCCGAUCCAAAAGACUUAAUGGUAUUGCCAGAGAAAGAUCUUGACAUAAAACUGGAAUAUGCAAAAGAGAUGAUUGAGUUAUAUGAACAAUUGGCACCAUGUGAAACAAGGAUAUUGGGAAUUCUAUGCUUUGAAGUACACUCAGCCAUAGCAGAAAAAACUCGAAGAAUUUCUCUUGAAACAAAUAUGAACUGUAUUGUAUUGUUGGAGGAAUCACUUUUAUUUGUCGAGAAAUCAAUCCAAUAUUUAAAACACGAAUCAAAUGUGUUUGCUGAAGGUUUAGUUUGUAAACAAGCUAUAAUUAAUCGAGAUGCACUCAAAAUGGUUAUGUCAUUUUAGAUAAAUUUAUUAAACUUUGGUAAUUAUUAUAAAAGUUAUGUUUUCUUUAAUAAAGUGUGAAAUUUAAACAAUUUC